Molecule: messenger RNA, 1732 nt
Organism: Manihot esculenta (cassava)
Lineage: Eukaryota; Viridiplantae; Streptophyta; Magnoliopsida; Malpighiales; Euphorbiaceae
Product: protein NRT1/ PTR FAMILY 8.1
Exons: 4
Coding region: 1-1713 (570 amino acids)
Biological process (GO): oligopeptide transport; transmembrane transport
Cellular component (GO): membrane
Molecular function (GO): transmembrane transporter activity
Source: RefSeq, a predicted model, not a curated record
AUGGCAGAAGAAGCAGAUCUCCAUACCAAAGAUGGAACCACUGAUUUCAGAGGCAAUCCUGCAAUCAAGAAGAAAACAGGAACCUGGAAAGCCUGCCCUUAUAUUCUUGGAAAUGAGUGCUGUGAAAGAUUGGCGUACUAUGGAAUCAACACCAAUCUAGUUAAUUAUCUCAAGUUUCAACUGAAUCAGACCAGUGUUGUAGCUAUUAAUAAUGUUACAAAUUGGUCUGGAACAUGCUAUGUCAUGCCAUUGCUUGGAGCUUUUCUAGCUGAUGCCUACUUGGGAAGAUAUUGGACAAUAGCUAGUUUCUCCAUCAUUUAUGUCCUUGGCAUGACAUUGUUAACGUUGUCUGCAUCUGUGCAUGGACUAAAGCCCUCUUGUGAUCAUACGAAUGUCUGCCAUCCGACAUGGCUGCAAACUGCGUUCUUCUUUUUAGGCCUGUAUCUUAUAGCUCUUGGUACAGGAGGGAUUAAGCCUUGUGUCUCUUCCUUCGGUGCGGAUCAAUUUGAUGAUUCUGAUGAGACUGAGAAGAAAAAGAAGAGUUCUUUCUUCAAUUGGUUUUAUUUUUCGAUUAACAUCGGAGCUCUUGUUGCUUCCUCUGUGCUUGUUUGGAUACAAACAAAUGUGGGUUGGGGUUGGGGUUUUGGUAUCCCAGCUGUGGCAAUGGCAAUUGCUGUUGUGAGUUUCUUCUCAGGAACCAAGUUGUAUAGGAACCUGAAACCUGGAGGAAGUCCCUUGACACCUAUCUGCCAGGUUCUAGUUGCUUCCUUCAGAAAAUUCCGAGUACAAGUUCCUGAUAAUGAGUCACUUCUGUAUGAGACUGUUGAUGAGGAAUCUGAUGUCAAAGGAAGCCGAAAGCUAGACCACACAAGACAACUAAGUUUCUUUGACAAGGCAGCAGUGGAGACUCCAUCGGACCUCGUCAAAGGUUCAGUAGACCCAUGGAGGCUCUGCACUGUGACUCAGGUGGAAGAGCUCAAGUCCAUAAUUAAACUGCUUCCAAUAUGGGCAACAGGCAUAAUAUUUUCUGCUGUUUAUAGUCAAAUGGGCACUUUGUUUGUCCUGCAAGGCAACACAAUGGACCUUCACAUGAGCCGAUCCUUUGAGAUCCCAUCAGCCUCACUCUCUCUCUUUGACACAAUAAGUGUAAUCUUCUGGGUGCCCAUUUACGACAGAGUCAUUGUCCCCAUUGCAAGAAAGUUCACAGGGCACAAAAAUGGAUUCACCCAGCUCCAGAGAAUUGCAAUUGGCCUUGUGAUCUCAAUCUUCGCAAUGUUGGUAGCUGGGAGUUUGGAACUGGUGAGACUCCAGGAAGUUAAGAAGCACAAUUAUUACAAGCUGAAGCACAUUCCAAUGUCUGUAUUUUGGCAGGUUCCUCAAUAUUUCAUCAUAGGAUGUGCAGAGGUGUUUACUUUUAUUGGGCAAUUGGAGUUCUUCUAUGAGCAGGCACCUGAUGCCAUGAGAAGCCUGUGCUCUGCUCUGUCACUCACGACAGCGGCGCUUGGGAACUACCUGAGCACACUUCUGGUGAAUAUUGUGACGGAUUUGAGCACUAGAAAUGGCAGCCCUGGGUGGAUUCCUGACAAUUUGAAUUAUGGUCAUCUUCACUAUUUCUUCUGGCUUUUCGCUGUUUUGAGUUUGGUGAAUUUGGGGUUCUAUUUCUUUGUAGCAAGAUCAUACACUUACAAGAGAACACUGGUAGCUGCAGAAUAGAACCUCCAUUAAUACGAAA